Messenger RNA from Seminavis robusta, 345 nucleotides. Lineage: Eukaryota; Bacillariophyta; Bacillariophyceae; Naviculales; Naviculaceae. The record is from the annotation of a GenBank genome assembly.
AUGGAGUCCAAGAACGGCAGCAACGGCAGCAGCAUCAACAACAACAGCACUGGAAGCGACGCUCCUACCGCAUCUGGAUUUGGAUCUGGAUCUGGAACUGGAGCGAGUGAUCUUCUUACUUCUGGUCUGACAACCUCCUUGAUGGCGGAAGAACUGGUCAGCUUUUUGGACCGUGCAUCUGUUUUGAGAUGCAUGGCAGUAUCUCAGGUUGAGAAUCAGUUUCAAUUGACAAACUACUACUGUCAAAACAUGGAAGCAAGCUGGAGUGCCAAAAGGCUCUUCGUGAAGAGCUUCGAAAGAAUUCCUGCUGGAGAAAAGAAGAAGACAGCAAUGACGACGGCAUGA